UGUGCUGUGAUCUUUGCUGCGUGUUUUGCAGGUUAUGUUUUAUUAAAAUUAAAUUAUUAACCAUGGAAAUUGUAAAUGAAAUUCUUGAAAGGGAGCAAAAGAAGGCAGAAAAAUAUAAGCCAAUUACUGUCGAAAAACAUUUAGAGUUAGACUUAGACAUUGGCACCCUUCUUGCUUCGGAUACAAAUGACUUGGAUUCAAAAAAUAUAAAGUCAGACAAAAGCAGAGAUGAAUAUUUACAAUCACUGGCACGUGACAAUACCCAGCUAUUACUCAAUAAAGUCUGGGAGCUGCCCACAGAGAGGAUAGAUGAAGCUAUAGUUGUAAGAUUACCAGAACCCAAAACGGUGCUGCCUCGGUCCAAACCUGUACCAAUUCCAAAACCACUCACAAAAUGGCAAGAAUUUGCUAAAGCGAAGGGCAUAACGAAGAAAAAGAAGGACAAAUUAGAAUGGGAUGAACAGUUGCAAAAAUGGGUGCCAUUAUAUGGGUUCAAGAAAGCUGCUGCUGAGAAACAAAAGGACUGGUUGAUUGAAGUGCCACAAAAUGUUGAUCCCAUGACUGAUAUGUAUGAAAAGAAGGCGUCUGAGAAAUCAGAAAAAGUUGCUAAAAAUGAACUACAAAGGCUUAAGAACAUAGCAAGAGCAAAGAAGGUUAAGAUACCACGAGUGGGGCUGCCUGUCACAUCUGAUAAAGCUUCUGCUACUCAGCUUUCUACAGCAGCGUCUGUAGCAAAGGCGUCUACAGCGUCGCUUGGCAAAUUCCAAGAUAAACUACCAAAGGAAAAGGAGGCAAGAGGCAAAGGUGUUCAUGAACUCAUCCCGGGCAAGGAGAGGAAACGUAAACUGCCUAUACCCACACCACAAGCUGAAAAAGAACAAAAUCUUAAUCUUAUAGACAAAAUUCUAAGUAAAAGACCCAAAAUAGACAUGGACAAAGCCGUAGCCAGACAUAUUAAUGAGGAACAAGUACAGAGGUCAGAAGAGAAGAAAUCAACGAAACCGAGCAAGGGUAAGGGGAAAGGUAAAGGAAAUGCCACUAACUUCUCUGCAAAGAAACCUAAGGGAGGUAAAGGACAGAGGAACCCUGGCAAAAAGAAUGCCGGACGGAAAAGGCGAUAGUUUCAAGUAAAUAAGCACAUCUUUAAUAUUAUACAAUAAACAAUACAGUUAUUA
Aricia agestis (brown argus) is the source of this 1175-nucleotide messenger RNA. Its product is annotated as ribosome biogenesis regulatory protein homolog. Bases 63 to 1121 code for a protein of 352 amino acids. Gene Ontology annotation, molecular function: protein binding. The record is from RefSeq and is a predicted model, not a curated record. The transcript has 5 exons. Gene Ontology annotation, biological process: ribosome biogenesis; ribosomal large subunit export from nucleus; ribosomal large subunit biogenesis. NCBI's taxonomy places the organism in Eukaryota, Metazoa, Arthropoda, Insecta, Lepidoptera, Lycaenidae. Gene Ontology annotation, cellular component: nucleus; preribosome, large subunit precursor; nucleolus.